Messenger RNA from Protopterus annectens (West African lungfish), 3076 nucleotides. It is a transcript of the gene DRC7, whose product is annotated as dynein regulatory complex subunit 7. The transcript has 18 exons. The record is from RefSeq and is a predicted model, not a curated record. Gene Ontology annotation, biological process: flagellated sperm motility. Gene Ontology annotation, cellular component: motile cilium. NCBI's taxonomy places the organism in Eukaryota, Metazoa, Chordata, Ceratodontiformes, Protopteridae. The coding region runs from base 186 to 2744 and encodes 852 amino acids.
GGCGCUGUUGCCAAGGGAGACGGUUGUCAAUGAUUAGAAGAGUUAAAGUACUUUUUGUUGUUACUGCUCCUUCAAAGAUCUCGGGUCGGUACAACUCAGUGUUCUUCACAGUUUUUCAGGUCAUACUGCAGCAUCUAAUCCAACAAGGUACCCAGUAAAUUUUUCAAAUCAUCAGUGACUGCAGAAUGGAGGUUGUAGAAGAAGGUGUUGAGCCAACAGAGGAGGAAGAAGGGGAAGAGGAGGACAUUUUUUCGGGUUCAGGUGUAGAGGACUUGGAAGAGAGACUUGCAGAAAUAUAUGUCAAUGUGCCAGCUAUGCAGAUAGAAACGGAUGAUCCACUGAUGAAAAUAUCUGAGUUUCCACUUUCAUACAGAGAAAAUUCUCAUAAGGAGAAGCUCUUGCUGGCUUUUGCAGAAAAUUUCCGAAAACAAUAUGCUCAUCUCUACAGGGAUCGGAAGGUGCUCUUCCUUACUCCAUUAAAUGAGUGUUCAGUGGAGAAGUUUGUGAGCACAACAAUCCACCCAAGUUUGUUAUCCCACUCAGAAUUGUACAGUUGGGAUGCAUGUUCACAGUUUGUGUCCGACUUCCUUACAAUGCAGCCCUUGGAUCCACCCAUCAAUCCGCCACAAUAUCUCUUUUCCCCCAUUACUGUCCUCAAACAGCAGCAGGGAAACUGCUUUGACUACAGUGUGCUGCUCUGCUCAUUGCUGAUUGGUGCUGGCUAUGAUGCUUACUGCGUCAGUGGUUAUGCCAUUAAGGAGAUUUGUCUGAUGGAUGAAAGCAGGGAAAUAUGUCCUCUGCUUAUGGCAAAGGAAGAGAAAGAAACUGAGGAAAAGAAGGUAACAACUAAAAAAUAUGCAGUGAAGCCACCACGAGACCUUCAGAGCAAAUUCGAGCAACAACAAGAAGCUAAAAGAUUAGCUGAAAUGAAGGCAGCAGAAGAGAAAAAGCAGCUGGAAGAAGAGAAAAGGAUAGCUGAGUUGGAGAAGCCAGAACAUGACCCACUUUAUGGCCUGAGAGUACACUGCUGGGUUUUGGUUCUAGCAGGAAAGCGAGAAGUAGCUGAACAUUUUUUCAUUGACCCAUUUACAGGACAGAGUUACAGAACAACAGAUGAGAUGUUUCUUGGCAUUGAGAGUAUCUGGAACCAUGAGAAUUACUGGAUCAACAUGCAGGAUUGCAGGAAUGGCUGCAAGGACCUUACAUUUGACCUUGGUGACCCAGUAAAAUGGGAGUUUAUGUUGUUAAGCACUGGAAAGCCCCUUCUAACAAUUCCAGAUAUGGAGGAGGAAGAGCUUCAAGAGGAAGCAGAUGAUGAGUUGGAAGAGAAAGAAGAGGAGAUGAUAUUUGAAAUGCCGCCGUCUUGGGUUCCUAAGCUCGACAUGACACUCAAAGAUUUUGAAACUCGCUAUCCUCAAGGGAAGAAAAUUAUUCAGUAUAAAAAAGCAAAGCUGGAAAAGUUUGCUCCCUAUUUAAUGGAGGAUGGUUUAGUAACAAAACUCAUCACAUAUGAAGACAGUCAAUGCAUCCACGUGACAAAGGUAGAAGAGUGGUUUAAGAACAGGCAAGAUAAGCUCGUGCUGAGGGAACACAAGAAAAAAACUGGACUGAUCGCUGAGUACUUUGCUCCAGGACGUUCCCAUGCUCUCAGAGUGCACACAUACAAAACAAUGAUGCCAGAAACUGAGAGAACAAUGACAUUUUACAGUGAGGCACGAGUGGAUGGACUUCUUAAACGAGAUGAAACAGUCACUGAGAUGACUGAGACCUACAGAGGUCGCUUGGACUUCUUGCAUUACAGGCAUGUUGUCUUUGGAAAGAGACCAAAAAAAGUGAGAAUGUUUGAAGCAGGCGAAACAGUUCACCGGCCAAUAAUGAAAAUCACUGAGUGUUUUCAUAGAAACAGAGAGAAGUUAGCCAGUGAAGAUGUGGCAGAGAGAGUUUUUUUAAUUUCAGAUGAACGAAUCCAAGUAACAUACCACCGAGAAGAUGACCAAAUCACAGCAUCAAAAUGGCAGUUUACCAAACCUUCUAACCAAGAUGACAAGGAUAAUCAAGACAUCAUACUGACUCCUGAUAUGAUUGAUACUUUCCAGGCAGACCCAUGGCAGAAACCCCAAAAGAACUUGUAUGUCUACAACAUGUUUCUUUCCCUGCUAGAGGCAGAAGAACAAUCAAAACAGCAAGUUAGGAAGUCAGAAGCAGAGGUCCGAGAAAUUCUGAAUUGUAGAGCAGAGGAAGAGGCUGCUGUUGAUCUCAUUAUUUCAGUAUAUGACACAGAAAGGAAUGAAAAGGGAAAGAAACAUCGUCAGGAACUGGAAAGGCUGCAAAUGGAGGAGCGUUUACAACGGAUGGAACAGGAACUAGACUACUUGGCACCCUUCCUGAUACAGAUCGGCAACCCCGAAAAACUAACGAAAAUGCAAGCCAUUCAGCUGAAGGAAGAUUGUCUAUCCGACCUGAAGCAAAGGCUCAUUGACAGAGCAAACUUAAUUCAGAGCCGUUUUGAGAAGGAGACACAUGAGUUACAAAAGAAACAGCAGUGGUACCAACAGAACCAAGUUACCAUGAGCAAGGAAGAUGAAGAGUCAUACCUCACCUAUUGUUCAGAUGCCAUGUUUCGCAUCCACAUUCUUGAAAUGAGACUCAACAGGCACAAGGAAACUGCUCCACAGAAAUACCUGGCUUUAGAAGAAAAGCUCCGUAAAGAUCCACGAUUGGCUGAACACCUGCAGGCUUACUGAUGAUUGGCUCAUCUGCAUACCAUACCCUCACUUUUCUCCUGACAUAUAUGUGCAAUAAACUAAGAUAGCUUGUUCUGGUGGCAGUCAGAAGUUUGAAAGAUGUUUCCAGACUAUGUAACUAUUUCUUGUGAUCUGAACAGUGUAAUUCAGCUGCACCAUCUCAGUCAUUUUAUAGUUAUACAUAUGCUUACUUAACAGUUAUAACCUUUCACCUUGGUUAUGUGUUUGGCUGCACAUUUCAGGGGACGGAACUACUGAGCAAAGUCAAACUAUUAUGUCAAUGAGUGUCUGAAGAUGGUUAUGAUAUAAAACAUCUCCUUGCUUAAUCUUCA